CGUAAGGCCUUUCAGCGCUGGCUGCCUGCUGCGUCCGGCCGUGCUGCUGUGCUGCUGCGGCAGGAGGGCAGUCACCCUGCUGACACUUGUCGGGAUUUGAAUCACGUGGAAGGCAGCUCAGCAUUUCCAGAGUUGAACGCGUGAUGCUGCGAGGGAUGCGUUUGCUUCUUCUGAUAUUGCUGAAGCUGAAGGAGAGUUUUAUAGCAAAAUUUGGAUCAGCUCCCAAGUUUUAUGUUCGUGCACCAGGGAGAGUCAACUUAAUAGGAGAACAUAUAGACUACUGUGGUUAUGCCGUGCUCCCUAUGGCUAUAGAACAAGAUAUCUUGAUUGCAGUAGAACCUGUAAAGACUGAAAUUGUGCAAUUGGCCAAUAUAAAUUCUUCGUACUUGGAUUUCAGUACUAGCGUCAAUAACAUUCAGAUUAACAAAACCAAACCUCAGUGGCAUAACUACUUCUUGUGUGGACUGAAGGGUAUUCAGGAACAUUUUGGUCUUAAUAACCCAACUGGAAUGAAUUGUCUGCUAGAUGGAACCAUCCCUCCAAGUUCUGGUCUUUCUAGCUCCAGUGCUUUGGUGUGCUGUGCAGGACUCGUGACCCUAAAAGCUAAUGGAAAAACCCUCUCUAAGGUGAAACUUGCAGAAAUUUGCACCAAGAGUGAACGUUACAUUGGCACAGAAGGUGGAGGAAUGGACCAGUCAAUCUCUUUUCUGGCAGAAGAAGGAACUGCCAAGUUGAUAGAGUUCAGUCCUCUGAGGGCAACUGAUGUUAGACUUCCAAGCGGAGCAGCGUUUGUUAUUGCUAACAGUUGUGUUGAAAUGAAUAAAGCAGCAACUUCUCAUUACAAUAUUAGGGUAAUGGAGUGUCGUCUGGCUACAAAGCUUCUCUCAAAGUCAAAAAGUUUGGACUGGAAAAAAAUGCUGAGACUCCAAGAUGUGCAGGCUGGCCUAGGAGUCAGCCUGGAGGAAAUGCUGACCAUUGUCGAGGAGGUAUUGCAUCCGGAGCCUUACAGCACAGAGGAAAUUUGUAAAUGCCUGGGAAUUAGCCUGGAGGAGCUCCGCUCUCAGAUCCUGAGUCAAAACACGCAGAAUGUUUCCACCUUCAAGUUAUACCAGCGUGCAAAGCAUGUGUAUAGCGAAGCUGCCAGAGUGCUGGAAUUUAAGAAGAUAUGCAGCGAAGCACCUGACAAUGCAAUCCAGCUGCUGGGAGAAUUAAUGAACCAGAGCUAUAUCAGCUGCAAGGAAAUGUAUGAAUGCAGCUGUCCAGAACUGGAUCGGCUGGUAGACAUCUGCCUGCAAUUUGGGGCCAUCGGGUCACGUCUGACUGGAGCUGGAUGGGGCGGCUGCACUGUGUCAAUGGUGCCUACUGACAAGCUGAAUACUUUCCUAAAAAAUGUUAAGAAAGCUUAUUACCAAAAUGAUGGCCAAAGGUUAGCACUGGAGAAUAAUGGUCUCUUUGCUACCAAACCUGGAAGAGGAGCUUUGGUUUUUGUUGAGGCCUAAAGAACAUAAAAAUUGUAAAGAAACUAUGUAGAGCAUUUAUAACUGGCAGGACUUCCCACGCCACAAUAAAUGAAAGCCUUUUCUGGGUUUUAUUAUGAGUAGUUGCUAUUAUCAGAAUAUAUUUCUGAAGAAGGAAUUAAUCAGGAACGCUGAUUACAAAAUCUAUUUUUCCCAAUAUUAAAAUAUUUUCAGUGUAAAUGCUCAUUUACCAAAAUCUAUUGAUACACUGUAAUUGAAAAAGUGAUGAUUGUUUAUUACAACAGAUCUUUUCUUUUUCUACCAUAAAAGUAAGACCAAGUAGAGCACUGAACUAUUCUCCUGAAGGGCAGGAACCUUGCCAUGUGUGCGGGGCUGCUCAGUGCUUACAUCAGUGGCCAGAUGUUGUUUCUGGAAUCCUAUGAAAA
This is a messenger RNA of Meleagris gallopavo (turkey), 1903 nucleotides long. It is a transcript of the gene GALK2, whose product is annotated as galactokinase 2. Gene Ontology annotation, biological process: carbohydrate phosphorylation; galactose metabolic process. Gene Ontology annotation, cellular component: cytoplasm; cytosol. The record is from RefSeq and is a predicted model, not a curated record. Gene Ontology annotation, molecular function: galactokinase activity; ATP binding. NCBI's taxonomy places the organism in Eukaryota, Metazoa, Chordata, Aves, Galliformes, Phasianidae.